This is a messenger RNA of Phytophthora nicotianae INRA-310, 999 nucleotides long. RefSeq lists its product as hypothetical. The transcript has a single exon. The record is from RefSeq and is a predicted model, not a curated record. NCBI's taxonomy places the organism in Eukaryota, Oomycota, Peronosporomycetes, Peronosporales, Peronosporaceae. Gene Ontology annotation, biological process: response to hydroperoxide. Gene Ontology annotation, cellular component: cytosol. Bases 1 to 999 code for a protein of 332 amino acids.
AUGCCCUCUGCUCGCCUAGUGUACGUGCUGUCUCCGGCCAAGACACUGGACCUGUCGGCCUCGCGCGUCUCGCAAUGUUCGCAGCCGCGUCUGCUCUCGGACGCGCACGAGUUGAUCGAGCAGCUACAGAAGCUUUCGCAGGCCAAAGUCAAGUCCUUAUUAGGAGUGAGUGACGCACUGGCCAAACUCAAUUUCGACAGAUUCCGAGCGUUCGACGUAUCAAAGACGGCAACAGAGGCGACAAACCCUAGGGAAACCCUAAAACAAGCAGCGCUGGCGUUCAAUGGCCCAGCAUAUCAGGGUUUGGAGGCUCAUAACCUGUCGGAAUCAGACCUCGAGUUCGCCCAGACCCACCUCCGAAUCUUGUGUGGUCUCUAUGGAGUCCUACGACCACUGGACUUGAUCCAACCGUAUCGACUGGAAAUGGGUCAAAAGUUCGAGAACAAAAGAGGAAAAGACCUAUACGAGUUUUGGGGAAACACCAUUGUGUCCGAGUUGGAGGCUCUCUUCAAGGAAGAAGAGGCCAAAGAGGACAUCAAGUUGCCAAGGGUGCUGGUCAAUGUGGCUUCGCAGGAGUAUUUCAAGAGUUUGCCGUCUUCGGCACUGAAAGAAGCAGGCAUUUCAGUGGUCGACUGUGUGUUUAAAGACGACGGCAAGAUCAAGUCUGUGUAUGCUAAACGUGCCCGAGGCCUAAUGUGCAGAUACCUGAUCCAGCAACGUGUGGACUCGCUGGAGGGCAUUACCGGUUUCGAUUUGGAAGGGUACAAGUAUUCAAGUUCGGCGUCCAGUGACGAUAUGUUCGUGUUCACUCGUACGGCGUCGGAGCAGAAGGCAGCACUGCAGAAGAUAAGGGAGAAGGCAGCGAAGACCAAGACGAAGACAAGUCCAAAAGCGAAACGUGAAGAUUUGAAGAAGUCUGAAGUUGUGGCGCAAAGUGAGAACGACGGGGAGGAGCGUCAACUACGUCGCUCGACGCGUAAGAAACGCAAGACGGUUUGA